CGCAGCGCUCGCUGCCUCCCUGGCGCUCACACGGCGAGUCGGGGCGCCAGGGGCGCAUGGCCCGCGGUGCGAUGGACCGGUGCGCGAACCACAGCCCCGCGGAUGAGACUAUCACAGCCCUGCGCCCUGACCGGUUGGCCAGCCUGGAGCUCCGGUUGCAGAGCCAGGAGGAGGAGCUGACGCUGGUGAAAUCAGCACUGGCUGACGCGCUGCGGAGACUCAGCCUCUACGACCAGCAGAUCCCACUCCUCACACAGCAGCUACUGGCAGCAAAUGAUGCCAUCCCAGACACCCAGCUGUUUCUGGAUCCUUUGCUGGGCCAUGGGGCAUCCUGGAUCCCACUGACAGCCAGCUGCAGCCCAGUGCCUGCAUCGGGAGUUGUGCACCAUGAGGAGUUGGGUGCAGGGAGCCUGCCAGGCGCCCCCAUCAGCACUGGGACCCAGACUGACGAGUCAGCCCUGCUGGACUUGAAGUGGGGCUGGAGCCCCAGCCACAGGACUCCUCUAGGGAUCGGGGUCGAGGCAGAAGAGCCAAACGCCCCAAGGAUGCCUCACAGUCCACUAGGCCUGGCCCAGCCAGCCUCAGCCCCCGACAUACUGGGAGCAGGCCCCCCCCCGGACUCCUCCGAGCCUCCCCACGACUGUGAAGCAGCCAUCCCACUUCAUGGCAGUGCAAAUGGCAGCCAGCCCCCUGAGAGUCAGCUCCAUAGGGAGGAGAUGCUAUCUCCGGAGCCCCCAUCCGAGGGGAGCAGCAGCAGCAGUGCCACGGCCUCCCCGGUGCCGGCGGUCCAUGCCCUGAAAGGCACCAGGAAAGAGCUCCUGCGCAGGAACAGCUCCUCCGACAAGCCUGACAAGGCCAAGGCCCGGCAGCGCCUUAGCAAGAAGGCAGCAUCCUCCGCCAACCUGCUCACGCGCUCCAGCAGCUUGGAGAACCGGAUGAAGGACCCUAACCUGAGCCCAGGGCCCUUGGGGUCUCGGCGUGGGACCUACAACCUUGAGGGCCUCUCGAUCAAGAUGUUCCUGCGGGGCCGGCCCAUCACCAUGUACAUCCCAUCGGGCAUCUCCCACUACGAGGAGCUGCGUGCGGAGCUGCCUGCUGAGCACCUGCAGCUCGACUGGGUCUAUGGGUACCGCGGCCGGGACAGCCGCUCCAAUCUUUACGUGCUGGCCUCAGGGGAGCUAGUUUACUUCAUUGCCUGUGUGGUGGUGCUGUACCACAUCCAGCACCGCAGCCAGCGCCACUACCUGCGCCACACCGACUGUGUGCGAUGCCUGGCCGUGCAUCCCGACAGAGUGCGUGUGGCCACAGGGCAGACUGCUGGAGUGGACAAGGAUGGCAAGCCCCUGCAGCCCUUUGUGCACAUCUGGGACUCCUCCACGCUGCUCACCCUGCAGCAGAUCGGCCUGGGGAGCUUCGAGCGGGGCGUUGGCUCCCUUGCCUUCUCCACUGCUGACCAGGGGGCCUAUCUGUGCGUGGUGGACGACUCCAACGAGCACAUGCUGUCGGUGUGGGACUGCGCCCGCGGCACCAAGCAGGCUGAGAUCAAGAGUACCAACGAGUCCGUGUUCACAGUGGAGUUCAACCCCCAGGACAGCAGCAACUUCAUCACCAGUGGGAAAUCCCACGUCUACUUCUGGACCUGGAGCGGCAGCACCCUGAGCAAGAAGCAGGGCAUCUUCGGGAAGUACAAGAAGCCCAAAUUCAUCCAGUGCUUCCUGUUCGAUGCAAACGGGGACGUGCUGACUGGGGACUCAGAGGGGAACAUCCUGACCUGGGCACGCACGGCCGCCGACAUCCGCACGCUGGGCAAGGGCGCCAAAGAGACCUACCAGAUCGGGCAUCAGACCCGGGCACACGAAGGCAGCAUCUUCUCGCUCUGCUUGCGGCGCGAUGGCUCGGUACUGAGUGGGGGCGGGAAGGACCGGCGCCUUGUGCACUGGAGCCCCAGCCUUGCCCUGCUUCAGGAGGUGGAGAUCCCGGAGCAGUUUGGAGCUGUGCGCACCAUCGUUGAGGGCCCCAGGGAUGAGCUGCUGGUUGGGACUACGCGCAAUGCGCUGCUCAGGGGCAGCCUGGCCGCUGGCUUCACCCCCAUCAUCCAGGGUCACACAGACGAGCUGUGGGGCUUGGCCACCCACCCCUCGCGGAGCCUCUUCCUCACCUGCGGGCAUGACAGGCAGGUCUGCAUGUGGGACAGCGGGGAGCACACGGCAGCCUGGAGCCUCACCCUGGAGGAGACUGGUCUCUGCGCUGAUUUCCAUCCCAGUGGCCGGGUGGUGGCUGUAGGACUCAACACUGGACGGUGGCUGGUGCUGGACACAGAGACACGGCAGGUGCUGUCAGGGGGCUCAGACGGGAACGAACAGCUCUCGGUGGUGCGCUAUUCACCAGACGGUGAGUUCCUGGCUAUCGGCUCCCACGACAACUUCAUCUACAUCUACAGCGUGGGGGAUGGGGAGCGCAAGUACAGCCGCUUCGGCCGCUGCACGGGACACUCCAGCUUCAUCACCCACCUGGACUGGUCCAAGGACAGCAAGUUCAUCAUGUCCAACUCUGGAGACUAUGAGAUCCUCUACUGGGAUGUGGCUGGCGGCUGCAAGCUGUUGAGGAACCGCUUUGAGAGCCGCGACCGAGAGUGGGCAUCAUACACCUGCGUGCUGGGCUUCCACGUUUUUGGUGUGUGGCCGGAUGGCUCGGAUGGCACAGACAUCAACUCCCUGUGCCGCUCCCACAACGAGCGAGUAGUCGCUGUGGCAGACGACUUCUGCAAGGUGCAUCUAUUCCAGUACCCUUGUGCCAGAGCCAAGGCACCCAGCCACGUGUAUGGGGGCCAUGGGAGCCACGUGACUAAUGUGCGCUUCACAAAUGAUGACAGCCACCUGAUCUCACUGGGGGGCAAGGACACCAGCAUCUUCCAAUGGCGGAUGCUUGGGGGCAGCCUCCCCCACAGCUGCUCAUUCUCCUCUGCCUCCCUCUCUUCCCAGGAGGCUGGGGGCUGUGCCUGAACUGGAUACACUGCAGGGACCAAACCUCAUUUGCCUGUGGGCCUGGGCAGCUCUGGCACAUGGACCCCAGCAAGCCAGGCCCAGCCAGAGGGUUCCCGCACCUCCUGGCACUAACGCGUGCUCAUAAUGCGACCUGCUUCAUUAACACUGAGGGGCAGGCCUGGAUUCUGCUCAGGGCCCAGCACAGGUCAGAGUGGUGGGGCAGGGCUGAGGGCCUGUUGGCAGCUUCCACCACCAGGGCCCAGGGGCUCAGCUGGGAGGGUGCUAGGAUUGGGGCUCUUGCCUUGAAGUCCUCAUUGCAUGAGGGCCGGGGGGAGGUGGGAUGUCUGGCAGGGGAACUCAUGGGGUUAGGGGGACUAUGUGGGUGUUAAUGGAGGCAGGCCGUCUUUAGGGCUGGGGCUGUCCCAUAUCCACCCUCACUCGGUUCCCCAUUCCCAGAAUGUGUGUACGAUGGGGCCUGUCCACCUGGGGGCAUUCUCUCUUCCCAGGGGCCUGAGGGCUUUCCCCAAUGCUGGGACCAAGCCUGGAGAAGCAGGACAUUGCUCUCCCCGCUUCGUUUACAUUCCUGGCUGCGCCAGAGCAGCAAGACGCUGAACACUGUGAGAGGCAGCAAUAAAGCCUUGGCAUCAGG
Messenger RNA from Gopherus evgoodei (Goodes thornscrub tortoise), 3633 nucleotides. RefSeq names its product EMAP like 3 (gene EML3). Bases 57 to 3002 code for a protein of 981 amino acids. Gene Ontology annotation, molecular function: microtubule binding. The transcript has 24 exons. Lineage: Eukaryota; Metazoa; Chordata; Testudines; Testudinidae. Gene Ontology annotation, biological process: microtubule cytoskeleton organization. Gene Ontology annotation, cellular component: mitotic spindle. The record is from RefSeq and is a predicted model, not a curated record.